This is a messenger RNA of Phycomyces blakesleeanus NRRL 1555(-), 576 nucleotides long. RefSeq lists its product as hypothetical. Gene Ontology annotation, molecular function: RNA binding. Gene Ontology annotation, biological process: RNA processing. The record is from RefSeq and is a predicted model, not a curated record. The coding region runs from base 1 to 576 and encodes 191 amino acids. The transcript is spliced from 5 exons. Gene Ontology annotation, cellular component: nuclear exosome (RNase complex); cytoplasm. Lineage: Eukaryota; Fungi; Mucoromycota; Mucoromycetes; Mucorales; Phycomycetaceae.
AUGAUCGACCUUGGACAUCCUGAACCUGUUGUACCCGGACAGAGACUAGGAUAUGCAGAAGACUAUUCUGCAGGAACCGGCACCUAUGAACGCGAUGGACUGCUUUAUUCGAGUGUAGUUGGACUGCGCCAUGUUCUCCAAGCAGCCGAAGGACAAUUACCACUCCUCACUGUCACACGUGAAAAAGAACAAUCUGCUGUACCAGAAGUUGGUAGUGUGAUCACAGGUAAAGUGAUUCGAGUGAGUCCAAUGCAAGCCGUUGUAGCAAUCAUGGUAGUAGGUGAAGUGCCUUGCAAGGAGGAUUUCGUGGGAUCUAUUCGUGUGCAGGAUGUUAGGGCUGCUGAAAAGGACAAGGUCAAGAUCUACAAUUCAUUCAGACCCGGAGACAUUGUUCAGGCAGAGGUUAUUUCUCUUGGCGAUGCGCGUUCCUAUGUUUUGUCUACAGCCAAGAAUGAACUGGGCGUAAUCUUUGCCACUAGUGUAGCAGGUGCUACUAUGAUCCCGGUGUCUUGGCAAGAAAUGCAGUGUCCAAAAACCAAAGCAAUCGAAUACCGUAAAUGUGCAAAGCCAUUUUAG